AAACGAGCCCUUUUUUACUUCUCUCCUGCUACAGAAAAAAAUUAAAGGAAAUAAAGAAGAUUCUGAUCUGAUUCAAGAAAAAGGGGUGCAAAGAGGAAAGACAUAACUGUAAAGAAUAGCAAUCAAUACCUUCUCAACAGCCCAUCAUCAUCUUCCUUCUUGGCCUUUAUCGGAUUCUGCUCUCAAAGGCUCCAAUUUGUCCGCUCUUAGUCCUUUUUUUCUUCCUCCAUAGUUUUCCAAUCAAUCUUUGUAAUACCUACUUCCCUUUUAGACUUGUGCUUGAUUUUUCACAAACACAAUCAUUCCAUAAGACUCAGACCUUAGAAAGUCAGGCUCAUUUUUAGUCCCCAUUUCAUACGCAAGUCAAACCCCCCUCCUUUUUUGCUCUCAUGAUUCGAGCUUAAAUUCCAGUUCCCUUUUGCUGCAAGCUGAGCUCGAGGUGAAGGAAAAUGGCCGCCGAGAAACCCAGUACCAAAGGGCAAGCAUGGUUCUGCACGACGGGGCUGCCCAGUGACGUUGUAAUCGAAGUAGACGACAUGACCUUCCAUCUUCACAAGUUCCCUCUGAUGUCAAAAAGUAGAAAGCUUCACGAUCAAAUAACGGAACUGGAGCGGAGACCAGCAGGAAGAACCGCUAGAAUCCAAACGAGUUCUCCACCUGGCCAUCAAUCUGACAACGACGGUGAAGAGACAGAGGAAAUCCGAGAAGAGAAAGAGGAUGGAGAGGAUGAGGACGAAGAGCAGUUUCGCAUUAUUCUUCCGGACUUUCCGGGAGGUUCUGAAUCCUUUGAGACCGCCGCGAAAUUCUGUUAUAGCGUGAAAAUCGAUAUCACCGCAACCAACGUCGCCCCGCUCCGAUGCGCCGGUGAGUACCUCGAAAUGACGGAAGAAUACUCCGAAGAUAACCUAAUUUCCAGAACCGAAAGGUAUCUUUCACAAUCGGUACUCAGGAACAUUAAGCAUUCCAUCAAAGCUCUGGUCUCUUGCGAAGGAUUGUUGCCUAUGGCAGACAGUCUGGGGAUUGUUCAGAGAUGCAUUGAGGCCAUUGCUACCAGAGCCGCCGCCUCAGAUCCGUCUCUGUUUGGUUGGCCGGUGAAUGACGGAAGUGCGGACUACAAAGGUGCGGAUGAACCUAAUCCGCGGAGGAAAUUGAAUACCGCGACGAGGGGAGGCGCUGCGGCGGCUGUGGAUUCAUGGCUAGACGAGCUAGGGUUCCUGAGUUUGCCGUUCUUCAAACGACUUAUUUUCGCCAUGAAAGGUUUGAAUCUAAGCGCCGAAGUUAUUGAGAGCUGUCUGAUUCACUAUGCCAAAAAGUUUAUUCCCGGAAUGACGCGGACCAACCGGAAGCAGUCGUCGUCUUCCAUCAGCGUACCAACUGAGAACGAUCAGAGAGAGCUCCUCGAGACGAUUAUAUAUAAUCUUCCGAAAGAGAAGACUCUGCGAUCCGCUUCAAACACUACACGACUGUUGCUCGGAUUGUUGCGUACAGCUUACAUUUUGAAUGCUUCGGAGGAUUGCAGGUUAACUUUGGAGAAGAAAAUCGGAUCGCAGUUAGAGGAGGCGACUUUAGAUGAUCUGCUGAUUCCCAGCUACUCUUAUUUGAAUGAAACACUUUACGACGUGGAUUGUGUGGAGAGAAUUCUCGCCUUCUUUCUCGAAGGUGUAGAAGAGAGAUCUGCUACCAGAGCUGAAAGCGAAGACGAGAAUACAAGCGUCAGAAACGCUGCUUUAAUGCUCGUCGGAAAACUGAUUGACGGUUACUUAUCGGAAAUUGCUUCCGACGCGAAUCUGAAGCCAGAAAAGUUUCACAACCUGGCCGUUGCCUUGCCGGAUCAUGCCCGACUUUUUGACGACGGUCUUUAUCGAGCAGUAGAUGUUUAUCUCAAGGCUCAUCCAUGGAUUCCUGAGGCGGACAGGGAGAAGAUAUGCGGAGUUUUGGACUGCCAGAAGCUGACUCUAGAGGCGUGCACUCACGCGGCACAGAACGAGCGCCUGCCAUUAAGAGCGGUUGUCCAGGUGCUGUUCUUCGAGCAGCUCCAGCUCCGCCAUGCCAUCGCCGGAUCUCUAAUGGCCGCGGAUCCAGGAGCAGCAGCCACAGCAAACGACGGAUGGCUGCUCCGAGACGACGAAGACGAGGACAACGACGCAGCAAUCGCCGCCCGUCCACCGCCACCGGAGGCGAGCAGCACAUGGAGAGCAACGGUGAGGGAGAAUCAGGUGCUCCGGCAGGACAUGGACAGCAUGCGUGUGCGCGUGCACGAGCUGGAGAGGGAAUGCACCACCAUGAAGAAGGCCAUACAGAAGAUCGACAAAGUCGGCUCACGUGAUCACGGCGACAAAGGCGGUUGGCGAGCCAAGUUCGGUUGCAAAUUCAAAACCCAAGUCUGCGAUUCUCACGAACCCACCGUCGCCGAGGCUCGGAAAACCCGAGCCCGUGGCACCGGGCCCGGUCCCCGCCGGGACCUGCAGUAAUGCCUACAUCAAAUUAUUUUUUAAAUAAUUAUUAUUAUUAUUUACUCUUCUAAUUUUUGGUGCCCAUUUGUGUGAAUACAGGUAAUUUAUGAAUUAUAAGAUCGUGCUUAUUAUUUAUUUGUAC
Molecule: messenger RNA, 2595 nt
Organism: Andrographis paniculata
Lineage: Eukaryota; Viridiplantae; Streptophyta; Magnoliopsida; Lamiales; Acanthaceae
Product: BTB/POZ domain-containing protein At5g66560
Exons: 4
Coding region: 450-2471 (673 amino acids)
Molecular function (GO): protein binding
Source: RefSeq, a predicted model, not a curated record